ACUUGAAGACAAAAAUUUCAAGAAUGGAACGGGCAAAUGAAGUGCUGUGGGACACUUCUGUUGUAAAGAUUAUAUUCAAAAAUGAAAUGAUUGCUCGAAAAUACCGAACUAAAGUUGAAACUUUUCUAAAAGAUACAUUAGAAAAUGGGGAAGAUUUCAUUGUAAAUUGUCAAAUCCAAGAUAACGUGGAACAGGAAUGCAAUGAAGUUUCAGAAUCAUUUCACAUUGAUAAAACAAAUACUUCACUGAAUGAAAAACCACAUUCAGAAGGCAUUCCUCAUUAUUCUUCAGCUUUUGAAGAUGUGUUACACUGUAAUGAUUUGCAGACAGAAGAAAAACGUGAUGAAGAAAAAGAAACAAAGGCUCAGGUUGUAACAUGUUUCAAUUGCCUUGGAAAUCAUCAUAUGAAACAGUGCCCUGAAGAAAUUGAUCGUUUGAGAAUUGCGGCCAAUAAAAAAGACAUUUUACUUGGAAAUACAAUGCGAUAUCAUGUUGAAGAACAGAAAAACUCGAUGAAGCCUGGAAUUUUGAGCCCUGAAUUAAGAAAAGCUUUAGGAGUAAGGAAUGACCAAUUACCUCCCUUUAUUUACCAUAUGCGAGUUCUUGGGUAUCCUCCUGGUUGGAUGGAUGAAGCUGUGUUGGAGACGUCAGGCAUAUCCUUAUAUGAUGUUGAUGGUAAAGAUAUAAAAGAUGGAGCAGCAGUACUUAGUAAAGAAACUAUAUAUGAUGGAACAAAAUUUAUCAAUUAUCCAGGUUUCAAUACUGCAACUCCUCAAGGAAUUAAUGAUGAAUGGGAAGCUUUAAAAAUGCCACCAAUUCAACCUCAUCAACAGUUAAUUGAGGCUUUAAAGUCUCCAAACACAGUUGUAAGUAAUUACUUUUUUUACUAAUCAUAUCCCUGCAGUAAUUAAAAAGUUUGACAUCUUUUGCAUUUUAAU
This is a messenger RNA of Uloborus diversus, 938 nucleotides long. Its product is annotated as zinc finger CCHC domain-containing protein 8-like. The transcript is spliced from 10 exons. Gene Ontology annotation, molecular function: RNA binding. Lineage: Eukaryota; Metazoa; Arthropoda; Arachnida; Araneae; Uloboridae. Gene Ontology annotation, cellular component: catalytic step 2 spliceosome. Bases 24 to 890 code for a protein of 288 amino acids. The record is from RefSeq and is a predicted model, not a curated record.